UCUUCUUCUUCUUCUUCUUCUUCUCCUCCUUCCUCUUUCCUCCUUCCUCCAUAUUCUUCUUCUCUUCCUUUACAAGCACCCGCGGUUGGGCGGCGGCAAUUCUUCGGCGGCGGGUGGGCGGCGACAAUUCUUUGGCAACGGAUGGGCGGCAACAAUUUUUCUCGUCUUGUGUUCUUCUCUGCUUCCCCUAUAUCAUCCCUCUCUCUCGUUCUUCAAUUUCUCCUUUAUUUUAAAUUUUUUUUUUUCUUUUUGGUCUUGCAAUAGUAAUUAUGUCUAAUUUGAAUGAAUAGUAUCAAAAUCAAUAUUGGGGUUAUAUUUGUAAUUUUCAAUCUUGCUCUUAGUAAGUUUAUUUAUAUUUUGAUCUUGCAUCGAGUAAGGUCUUGCACUCAGUAAUUUUUAUCUUGCAUAUAUUCGUUGCCAAAAUAAAAUCAUAUCCAAAAGAAAAUUAUCAUACAUAUUCCAAUAUCGAUUCAAUUUUAUUUCUUAUUCAGAUUGAAAUCCGAAUUCGAAUUCGAAAUGAAAAUAUUAUUCCAAAAUCGAAAAAUGCCGAUCCAAUUCCAAUUUCCAACCCUUCCCAAAUGUCAAAACUCCAUUCUUACAUCAAAAACCCCCAAACUCCAAAAACCCCUUAAAAACCCAGAUUCUUUCCUUGAAUCGGCUGCUCAACAGCCUCGUCGAUCUAUCAAUCCCUUUUAAAAACAUCAUAAAUUCUUACCUCGUACCAAAGAUCUGGAAUCGCAGUUGAAAGAUUAAUUAAUGGCUUUCAGACGGAGCAUCACCGCUCGAGCCAAGCUGCUAUAUCAACACCCACGCGCCGCCGCUCCAUUUCCGCACAUUCACCAAGAUGACAACGAUCAACAAAACCCUAACCCUAACAACCCCAUUUCCAAUAACCCCGUAAUCUCCAAUCAAUUGCAGCGCUGCCUUUUCGGGACUGGGAAUAAUUUGGGCGGUUCUUACAGGUCGAGAAAUUUGUUCCAUGACCGGAGAUUUGCGAUUCCGGCUGGUUGUGGGCCGCCGGUUUUCUCGAGGAAUAUGUCGAGUAUUGGAGAACGGCCGUCUGAAAAUAUCGAGAUUAUGACUGAUAUGGCGGAAGUGUUUGGGGAUAAAGUGGUUGAGGUGGCUUCUUCGCAGGUGGGCCCGGUGGCGAAUGAGGUGGCGCUUGCGGCGGCAGAUUCUUUCAUGCCGGUGGCUGCUCUCCAGUAUUUGAUUGACUACGUGCAUUGUUACACUGGGUUUAAUUGGUGGGCAUCGAUUGUUGUGACGACGAUUUUGAUUCGUUGGAUUCAACUUCCUCUUAUGAUAAAUACGCUGAAGUCAACUUCAAAAUUCACUCUUCUAAGGCCUCGUUUGGAGGAGAUUAAGGAAGACAUGCAAAGUAGGGAUAUGAGUCCUGCUGCUGUAGCCGAAGGACAAGAACGAAUGAAAAAGCUCUUUAAGGAAUACGGUGUUACACCACUAACGCCUUUGAAGGGACUUCUAAUCACUGGUCCGAUCUUUUUUUGCUUCUUCUUAGCUGUUAGGAACAUGGCGGAAAACGUUCCGUCUUUUAAAGAGGGAGGUGCGUUUUGGUUCACCGAUUUGACUACUCCCGAUACCAUGUACAUUUUCCCGAUUCUGACGGCAUUAACAUUUUGGAUUACGGUUGAGUGCAAUACUCAGGACGGUAUGGAAGGCAACCCGACAGCUGGCACUAUCAAGAACGUCUCUCGGGUCUUUGCCGUAUUGACUGUCCCUUUCACUGCAAUGUUCCCGAAAGCUAUAUUCUGUUACUGGAUUACCUCAAACCUGUUUUCACUCGCGUAUGGGUUAGUAUUGAAGAAGCCGGGGGUGAAGGAGUUCUUGGGUGUACCGGUUAUACCGGUGGAACCACCCUCACCGGAUCAAAAACCAGCCUUGUCGUUUUUCGAUUCGAUAAAAAAGUACGCAGAAGCCCAACAAAAGAUGUCUCUAUCGAAGAUGUACGCAGAUGCCGAACAAAAGAAUUCUCUACAAUCAGAACAACAACCGGCUGAAAUUCCGUCGUUAAAACCGGCAAAUGAAAAGAAAUCCGGUUCGCCUACGCUCCGUCAAAGGAUUAGGGACUUGGAGAAUGAGGUCAAGGAAAGGAAGAAACUGAAGAAAAAGAUAUAAAAAAAAAUGGUAAUAUUAUUAAGUGCACCAUAUUUAUUAUAUGGUCAAGGUGACAAUAAAUCGAAUUUGAUACUCUUUGAAAUACAUUUUUAUGUUUUAUUAUGCGAGCAUGUUCGGGAUUCGACUGAGAUAUGUUGUCUCCACCACUUCCUGAAACUAAUAGUCCGUUUGAACCCUAACGGAAUAACUUACAAUCAAUGCAUUAUUCCGUUAGGGUUCUUAACAAUGUCUCAGAGGGUAAUUAUCAUUAUUGAUAUCGGAGAAAUCUUAAAGUUAUUUCAGCAUAUCUCAGAGGUGUAAGUGUAAUUUAUUACUAAAAAAUAUAUACAUCUCCUUUCUAGAUUUUGAAAAAGUCUGAUAUUGAGAA
Molecule: messenger RNA, 2500 nt
Organism: Erythranthe guttata (spotted monkey flower)
Lineage: Eukaryota; Viridiplantae; Streptophyta; Magnoliopsida; Lamiales; Phrymaceae
Product: mitochondrial inner membrane protein OXA1
Biological process (GO): protein insertion into mitochondrial inner membrane from matrix
Cellular component (GO): mitochondrial inner membrane
Molecular function (GO): membrane insertase activity
Source: RefSeq, a predicted model, not a curated record